Messenger RNA from Colletotrichum scovillei, 1840 nucleotides. RefSeq lists its product as uncharacterized. Bases 174 to 1622 code for a protein of 482 amino acids. NCBI's taxonomy places the organism in Eukaryota, Fungi, Ascomycota, Sordariomycetes, Glomerellales, Glomerellaceae. The transcript has a single exon. The record is from RefSeq and is a predicted model, not a curated record.
GGCUGAUGCCACUCAGAUGAUACUUUCGAGCUUACAGGCUGUGGCGUUCGACGUGUCUUAUUCACACUUCAGCUCUCCAACUGAAGCCAUCAACAGUCAGCUCGUAUCUGCGCUUGCGGAAUUCUGCCUAUCUAUUGCUCGUGUAACUUGUGCUUCCAUUUACCUUCAUUUAGAUGCCAUCGAUAGUUUCGGGGAAAAACUACUUAAAGAUCUAUUCUUCUCAUCAUCAUCUCUCGUCCAUCUCACCACAUAGCUCACCUUCAUCCAUUACUUCAAAGAACCAAGCAUUCCAAAGCAAAUUUGCAGUCAUGGGUCUCCCAAUCACUACCUCCGCCUCAAUUAGCGUCCCAGAGGCCAACUCCUUCGGAGCCACCGUCCUCCAGCCACAAAGCGACCACAACUCCAACGGCCGUGGCGGCUGCCCGUACCUCGCCAACGCCCACAACAACGGCACUCCGGAUACGACCCAUGCCAACAUCACUCAACAAGUAACGCCAGCAGCACCAGCCCCGCCGUUGGGAAUCUUGAAGAAGCUGGAGAACCGCACCUUCACCGGCAGGGGCUUCAACACUAUCUUCCGCCCUCACAGCACCACCUCUCCUACUGUAUUGCACGUCACUCCCGUGUUGAAGCCGCCCUUCAUCCCGGACAACAUCCUCCAACUCAACAUCACGCAUGAGACUCAAGUGUUCGCUCCCGGUCUCGGAGAUGUUCCCAACCGUGGACUGAUGGAGCAGGAAGACAUUGAAUUGAACGGCGUUCCUUACACGCAGACCAUUCAUGAUAUCACAGAGGCGAAGACGAAACCUCCCGUCAUCCACUUCGAGCCCGGUCUCUGGAUGCACGUUCCCGCGACCACUAUCCCCAACCUCAAGACCUCUCUUGCUCGCAUGGCUUCCAUCCCGCACGGCACCACUAUCAAUGCCCAGUGCUUCUCAGAGCCAUCCUUCAGCCGUGGGAAACCAAUCAUCCCCAAAGUCGACAUCACUCCUACCAGGCUCGAUAACGGCGACCAAAUCCAUUUCCCUAGUCAAGACGUAGAAGACCCUGCCACCUUCCGCCUCCCCCAAGACCUCCAUCCGUUCUUGCAAGCCCGUACAAUCACCAAAGAAAUGGUCAAGGACCCCAACAGCGUCCUGGAGCUGGCCAACAAGGGUAAAGAUAUCAUCGAGAACACAUCCUACAAGAUCACAACCAAGCCCGAGGGAACCAACCUCGGCGGCGGCACCUCCAACAUCGGCUUCCUCGUCGGCGACGGCGAACAAGCCCUCGAACUCCCCCGCCGCGCCAACGCAAACGCCACUGGCAUGGAAGCCCAGUACUGGAUAUCCACCGUCCGCACAAAGAUCCACCUUGAGCCGUGGAAGGGACCCUCGGAGCACCAGCGGUGCAAGCACUUCUCUCCGCUGCCCCUCCGCGAGGGUGAGGAGGUGCCCGUCUUUGAGGUCCACUUCCCGAUCCCGCAGGCAAAGACGGUGACCGUGGAGUACACCCAGCUCCAGUACACGCAGAACGUCGCGCUGGACUUUGCAACGCUCCGCUGGCCGCAUGUUACUGUUGGUACGCUUAUUCAGACAAGUCCCAUCGUGUUGCAUGCUUCCAUUUUGAACCAGAAGGAGUGAGCUUAGAACUUGUAUCUGGGGAUUCGACCAUGUUUACGAGCCAAUUACUUGUUAAGGAUUUCUUUUGUACACUCGGGACGGCAUGGGCUUUAUUGACUGGGCUCAUGAAAAAGGAUACUUGUACCGCAGAAUGAGAGAGCUUGCUGACAGCGGCGGAGAAGUUGAGCUAGCCGGGGUAUGUCGCACAGAGAGCCACCUAAUACAAUUCGAUAUCCAGC